CCCGAGGGGCACUUGUGUGUUUGUUAACGGUGUGACCCAGGGGGUGCCCGGGGAGCCCGAUGGGGCGGAAUACGUGUUCCCCAGUGAAAGGGGCAGGGAGGCGGCAGGGAGCAGGGCACUGGCUUUCACGCAGCUCUUCGUUUGACCAGCUCUGCUGCGGCCGCGGUGCCUUCACGGCUUAAUUGGGGUCUCUGGGACCCACCUUCGUUUUUAAAUAGGGAGAGGAAAAUGUCCCUGAGUGCCACCCAUGGUUGCUGAAGAAACACGAAACCCCACGAGACUCGGGCCCACAGAUGCCACACCUCUUCCCAGGGAACGCAAAGCCCCGCCCGGGUCGCGCACAACGCCAUGAACGUGCCCCUCGUCUGUGACUACGGCUCAGGCUUCAGCAAGGUGGGCUUCUCGGGCAUGGAGGCCCCCCGGGCCGUGUUCCCCACCAUCCUCGGGAAACUUCGACACGACAAUCUGUUGGUGGGGAUGGAAGAGGAAGACUGGUUCAUCGGCGACGAGGCUCAGAAAAGGCGACGGGAGCUUAACCUGCAGUGUCCUGUCUCGCGGGCGACCGUCACUAACUGGGACAACAUGGAGAAGAUUUGGCAUCACUCCUUCUACCAGGUGCUCUGCAUCGCCCCCGAGCAGCAUCCUCUGAUGGUGACCGAGCCACCCUCAAACCCGAUGUCCAGCAAGGAGAAGAUGUCACAGAUUUGGCAUCACUCCUUCUACCAGGUGCUCUGCAUCGCCCAGCGUCCCCACCUUGCGGAGAAUCGUUCCCUCAUCAGCCAACUUCACGGAGGCAGUGCCCUGCCUACCACCCCUGCCACCUCCUCCCUAACAUUCUUGUCCGCUGGUCUCCCGUGUAUCCUGUCUGAGACCUUCAACGUGCCCGCCCUGCACUUAGCCAACCAAGGAGUCCUGUCCCUCUAUGCCUCCGGCCAGACCUCCGGAACAACUAUUGAAUCUGGAGAAGGAAUGACAUACUUUGUGCCCAUCAUUGAUGGCUGUCCCCUGCAUCAGUCAACCAUCCAGAUGGACAUAGCGGGCCAAGACCUUACAUUGUACCUCCUGCAACUAUUGACAGACAGUGGGCACUCGCUGGUGAGCAGAGGUGACUGGGAGUACAUCCGGGACAUAAAAGAAAAAUGCUGCUACGUGGCUUCGGACUUCAAGAAGGAAAAAAUGAAAGCCAGCUCUCCUUCCUACGCGCGCAAGUUUCAGCUGCCCGACGGCCAGGAGAUCACUCUGGGGCCGGAGAAGUUCCUCUGCCCCGAAGGGCUUUUCCAGGCAGACCUCAUGGGGAGAAACAGCCUGGGCAUCCACAUGAAGGCCUUCCGGAGUGUCAGCUCCUGCAGCCCUGCCCUCUGGAAGAUUCUCUUCGGCCACAUGGUUCUGUCCGGCGGCACCGGCUGCUGUCCCGGCCUGCGCUUCCGGCUGCAGAGGGAAAUAGCUGCCCUGGUCUCCCCCACCAUCAACGUGAAGGUGUCCAGCUGCCCCUCUUCCAUACACAGCGCCUGGCUGGGCGGCUCCAUCCUGUGCUCGCUGUCCACCUUCAAGGACAUGUGGGUCACCAGCAAGGAGUACAAGGACAUUGGUGCCUCUAUCGUCAGGAGGAGAACCUUCUAAUUUGUGGCUUUGUGUAUCCCAUCACUUGCCCCAUCGAUGCCAAGCCCAGGCUGAACCCCAGCUUGGUUGAACUGAUCAGAGCUCAGAACCAACUUGAACGUGGGGGGGCCCUUCCUCGCCAGACUUCCGUAGAAGUGGUCAAUAAAGGACAGACGCUCUCUGUCUGGGCAAGGCUUGCAACAUCUUG
This is a messenger RNA of Mustela lutreola (European mink), 1807 nucleotides long. RefSeq lists its product as uncharacterized. The transcript is spliced from 10 exons. The record is from RefSeq and is a predicted model, not a curated record. The coding region runs from base 349 to 1620 and encodes 423 amino acids. Lineage: Eukaryota; Metazoa; Chordata; Mammalia; Carnivora; Mustelidae.